Triplophysa dalaica is the source of this 2167-nucleotide messenger RNA. Its product is annotated as polypeptide N-acetylgalactosaminyltransferase 16-like. The transcript is spliced from 7 exons. Gene Ontology annotation, cellular component: Golgi apparatus. NCBI's taxonomy places the organism in Eukaryota, Metazoa, Chordata, Actinopteri, Cypriniformes, Nemacheilidae. The record is from RefSeq and is a predicted model, not a curated record. Bases 255 to 1106 code for a protein of 283 amino acids.
UCUGGUAAUAAUGUGGUAAUUUCUAAAAAAUAAACUCUAGCCUAUUGUUUCAUUGUUGAGUGAGAUGAAUCACCCGGACUUGGCGGGCGCUAGGACCUCCGCGCCCCCCGACAGAGAUCCGCUCGAUCAGAUCGGCUAGAGUCUGGGAGGCUGUCGACUGCGCACAGCUUCAUCCUCGCCAUCAUCAUCGUCAUCAUCACCAGUUCGCGCAUCAGCGACAGCAGACGCAUCCCAGACGCGCUCCAGAGCCGCACAUGAUGCGCAGGGUUCGGGCCAACGCCAUCCUCAUCCUCACCGUGGCCUGGAUCCUGGGCACCUUUUAUUACCUGUGGCAGGACAGCAAAGCAUCCUCAUCCUCCCAGCUGAAGAAAUCUGCCUCCGGGAGGUUGGAGGAGCGUACUCUGCCUCUCAUCGUGACCCAUGCACCGAACGGCGAGCCAGCGGGUCAGCUUUUGGGCUUGUUUGAUGAAAAGGCUUUUCUAGCCAGUAAGCAGCUGAAAGCUGGUCAAGAUCCAUACAGAGAACAUGCGUUUAACCUGCAAGAGAGCGACCGGCUGGGCAGCGAGCGUGCCAUCAGAGAUACACGACAUUAUAGAUGUGCCUCCGUGCUCUUUGACCCUGACUUGCCGCCCACCAGCAUCAUCAUCACGUUUCACAACGAGGCGCGCUCCACCCUGCUGAGAACUAUUAAAAGUGUGUUGAUGAGAAGCCCAGCUCAUCUGAUUCAGGAGAUCAUUCUGGUGGAUGACUUUAGCUCUGGCCCUGAAGACUGCCGGCUGCUCUCUCAGAUCCCAAAGGUGCGCUGUCUGCGCAACGAACGCAGAGAAGGUCUCAUAAGGUCUCGUGUGAGGGGAGCGUCGGCGGCCUCAGCCUCCAUCCUGACGUUCCUGGACAGUCACUGUGAGGUGAACACAGACUGGCUACAGCCCAUGAUCCAGAGAGUUAAAGAGGAUCACACUCGUGUCGUCAGUCCUAUCAUUGAUGUCAUCAGUCUGGAUAACUUUGCCUAUCUGGCCGCCUCUGCAGACCUGAGGGGAGGUGAGAGAGCUCAACAUCUGAAGAUCUCAGUGUGUGACCAACGGAUCAGCACAGGGUUAAGGGUUUAAAGUCCUAAAUGUCUCAAUUAUUUGGAGAUAAAAAAACCUUUUCUUAAAUUUUCUGUUCCUUAGAUAUAUCUCAUAAAAGUCAUAUAAGUAAUAUCAUUGGAAUUCUGGUGUAAUCUCAGUGUAAUCUUAGUAAUAUCAUUGUAAUUUUAGUAAUUCCAUUAUAAUCUCAAUGCAAUCUGUGUAAAUUCAUCAUAAAUUCAGUCAUUCCAGACAGUGUAAUCUCAGUACUGUGUAAUCUCAGUAAAAUGAGUGUAAUCUCAGUACUGUGGGUGUAGUCUCGGUGUAAUCUCGGUAAAAAGUGUAAUAUAAAUACUUUUAGUGUCAUGUCAAUGUAAUCUCUAUACUGUGAAUGUAUUAUCAGUGUAAUAUGAGUACUAUGAGUGUAAUAUCUGAAAUCUGAAAUCCUAUGAGUGUAACCUCAGUGUUAUUUCAAUAAUUUUUGUAAAAAUGUUUGUAAAAUCAAUGUAAUCUGUGCAUACUAUGAAUAUUCUUACUCUAUUUUGAGUAAUCCCAGUGUAAUAUCAGUAUAUUCUCACUAUAAUCCUAGUGUAAUUUAAGUAAUCUUAGUGUAAUUUCAGUGUUCAGUGUUCAAUCUGAGUCAUUUCUGAGUACUUUUAGUGUUAUCUUUAGUAUAAUGUCUGUUUACAAUUACUGUACUCUCAGUGGAAUCUAAGUAUAAUAUAAAUGUUCUUUGAAUAAUCUCAGUGUAAUCUCUAUACUCUUUUGUAUCAGAAAAGAUGUAUCAGAAGACACACAGAAGUUAACAGUGUCUUAAACGAAACGUAAUCUUAAUGUUUAGUGUUUCUCUUCAAGAUCUCCCAAGAUCAAAUCAUCUUCUUCCUGUUUCUCGUUCAGUGGAGCAUGAAGGUCAUGGGUUCCGUGCCCAUAUACUACAUACUGAUUAAAUACAUACGUCUGCCAAACCCUUUUUUUCUCCUGAAGAAUAUUAGGAGCAGGGCAAAAUUGAUCCUUAAAUUAAGCACAACUGAGGUCUCUUAAACUUUGAAAGUGUGACAUCUGAUCAUUGAUGUUUUUAUGACGGUUCUCUUUGUGAUUCUCUC